AUGGUCAAUCUCGAUCUCGACGCGUGCCUUGAACGGUUAUACAAAAAGCAACUCUUGGCUGAAUGCGUGCUCAAGGAGAUUUGCGAACGAACCAAAGAACUCUUGAUGCGUGAGAGCAACGUUGUUCAUAUCGGUGCACCUGUCACAGUAGUGGGCGAUAUCCAUGGGCAAUACUAUGACUUGAUUGAGAUAUUUCGCAUUGGUGGCUAUUGUCCAGACACAAAUUACCUAUUCCUUGGCGAUUAUGUGGAUCGAGGAUUAUUCAGCGUCGAAACCAUCUCCUUACUUACAUGCCUCAAAUUACGAUACCCCGAUCGCGUACAGCUUGUGCGUGGUAACCAUGAAUCCAGGGCGGUGACCCAGACAUAUGGAUUCUAUACCGAGUGUGUGCGGAAAUAUGGAUCCCAUAGCGUAUGGCAAUACUUUACCGACAUGUUUGACUUUUUAACGUUAUCGGUGGUCAUUGAUAACAGCAUCUUUUGUGUACAUGGUGGUCUAUCACCCACCAUCCAUGUCUUGGAUCAAAUCAAGGUCAUUGAUCGAUUUCGAGAAAUACCCCAUGAAGGUGCAAUGGCUGAUUUGGUAUGGUCUGAUCCGGAUCCUGACAAGGAAGAGUUUGCCAUUUCUGCUCGCGGGGCGGGAUAUACAUUCGGCACGCUUGUGGUUGAUCGAUUCCUUCAUAUGAACAACAUGAGUCAUAUUUUACGAGCACAUCAGCUGUGUAAUGCAGGAUAUCAGGUGUUAUUCAAUGAUAAGCUCUCAACGGUCUGGUCAGCACCCAACUAUUGUUACAGAUGCGGCAACUUGGCUUCUAUAUUGGAAGUGGGAGUAGAUGGAUCAAGAUUCUUCAAUGUAUUCGAUGCAGCACCAGAAAACGAUCGUAAUCCACAACAAGCACAACUCAAGCAAGAGAAUCAGAUCGAAUACUUCAUUUAG
Molecule: messenger RNA, 936 nt
Organism: Lichtheimia ornata
Lineage: Eukaryota; Fungi; Mucoromycota; Mucoromycetes; Mucorales; Lichtheimiaceae
Exons: 9
Coding region: 1-936 (311 amino acids)
Biological process (GO): peptidyl-serine dephosphorylation
Cellular component (GO): FAR/SIP/STRIPAK complex
Molecular function (GO): protein serine/threonine phosphatase activity
Source: RefSeq, a predicted model, not a curated record